Messenger RNA from Symbiodinium necroappetens, 1614 nucleotides. NCBI's taxonomy places the organism in Eukaryota, Dinophyceae, Suessiales, Symbiodiniaceae. The record is from the annotation of a GenBank genome assembly.
GCGGAGAAGGAGAGUCAGGACCUGCGCAUUCUCCCCAUCCUUUUCGAUGCAGCCGAGGAGAGGUGGCGCACCUUGGCUGAGGCCCUUCCCCUCUACGAGGAGGUGGACUUUGACGACUUCCCCCUGCAGGGCCCGCGCACGGUCUACCGGGACGUGCGCCAGUUGCGACGACAAGGGAUGAGCUGGGUGCAGCAUCAUGAAUCUUGGCUUAAAAAGAGUGGAGUCAGGGUCACUGACCGCAGCGUCCACGAGCACUCCUCGAUUUGUCGUGUCUUGGACUACAUGUCUUCGUAUGACCAGCUCAAUAUCCCUUCCUUGGCAUGCGCGGAGGCUUUGAACCGCAGGCGGGCGUUGAUAGAGGUUGCGCAUCAAGGCCGUCCGGAAGCUCCAUCGUAUGAAGGAGCUGAUGAAAUACUUGGUGUCCGAGACACAUCGGACGGCUCUGUCAUCGACCCAGCCCUCACACAACACGCGGCUCGCCGACAAGCUGCAAAGGCUGAGAUCUUGAAGCAAAACAGGCUCGCUGCCGAUGAGAAGAAACAGGCGCUACGUCGAGGAGAUUUGUCUGGGAAUGGCGACAAGGAAAAGCCGGGCAAGGGGCCCGGGAAGGGAGACAAGGGCGCCAACCAUGUGGUCGGGACAUCUUUUAGCGUCAAUCAAUUUUCCAAGAAGCCAGUGGAUCGCUUUGGGGAUUUGCUCCCGCUGCCACUUCCUGAGGACACUGGCUACCCAGGCGAGCUCAGAUUUCUUCGUUCACGCAGAUCGCGCCAGAGGGUUGCAGCCCGACGGUGCCAUAUGCAGCGGGAGGUUGAUACGAUUAAGGCUCUGAACUCUUUGGGUGGUUUUCCGGAUGAGUCGCAGUGGCCCGCGACUUGUCUAAAUCAGGCACAGAGGGCCUCACUUGCACGGGUGCGGCUGGCGCAUCAGACUCGAGCUCCCGCACCAGAAUUAACAUCACCGCAAGCAGCGCUCAGGCAGCUGCUGCAGAAGGCUGGGUCCUCUUACGGGGAGGGGCAGCCAGGGCAACUUGUGAGUUACAUCCGGGAUAAGCUUUCUUUGCCGAGGGAUCAACUGGAACCUGUCAUGCUUAGUGAUUUGCUGCCGCCUGCCGAAGCUGGGAUGCUGAAGGACUUCAGGGAGGAGAUGAUGUUGUCCAGCGAAGAGAUUGCCGGGGUCCUGGAGAGGGGGCUCGAACGGGAUCUUUACAUCGACCCGUUACUGGACACUAACCCCUUGAAGUAUCACGAGCUGAUUGCGGACAUGUACGGGGCAAAACUCCUGAGCUUCACCACUCAACCUAAGGUUCAGGUGGGGCUCUUCUUCGUGAGCAAGAAGGCCGGGAAGCAGAGAAUUAUAGUUGACGCACGCCGUGCCAACAAGCUUUUCAAAAAGCCCCCGUCGACGACUCUGGGGUCUGUGGAGGCUUGGACCCGCCUCGAGUGUUUCGAGGAGGUGUUCUUCGCCCAAGAGGACGUCAAGGACUUUUUCUACAGACUCCAGAUUCCGAAAGAUUUAGGAGAAUACUUUGCAUUGCCAGCCAUCGACCCAGAGUUGUUAAAGAAUGUCAUGGGGUAUGUGCCCGAGGAGGUUCUGGAGCUGGCUGCAAACGACGAG